GCAAUGGCAGCGCCCGAUCAAAAUGGCCGCUUCCGUUGCAUCAUUAUAUAGUUUAUAAGAGUCAAUAUUUUUAACUGGUAAUUAACAAAAUGUGUAGGUAUUUAAUUAUUUCUAAUCAACGCGAUUAACUUUCGAUAAACUCAUUUCAAGAUAGAUUGACAAUAUAAAUUUCAAACCGGUCGCUGUUAGGUUAGGUCGACGUAAAGAAGAAAUGUAUUUUAAUGUUUAUAACAAAUUAUUAGGCGUUCACGCAAAACAAAUACAUACUAACGUGUCUAAGAUCUUGUACAAUCGUCAUUAUGAGUCUGCUCAUAAUAAAAAUAUUCGUUCUUCGCGUUUAUAUUGGAGUGGAUUUAGUGUACUGGUCCUUGGAUUAAGUUAUGCUGCGGUGCCGUUAUACAGAAUAUUUUGUCAGGCAUACAGUUUUGGUGGGACGGUAUCCGUUGGUCAUGAUGCUGAUAAAGUUAGCACUAUGCAACCCAUUAAGGAUAGAGUAAUAAAAGUUGCAUUUAAUGCAGACACUGCGGCUACAAUGCAAUGGAACUUUAAACCUCAGCAAAAUUAUAUAAGAGUUUUACCUGGUGAAACUGCUUUAGCAUUUUAUACUGCUAAGAAUCCAUUGGACGUACCGAUUACAGGUAUAUCAACUUAUAAUGUGGUCCCAUAUGAUGCAGGACAGUAUUUCAAUAAAAUACAGUGUUUUUGUUUUGAAGAACAACAACUUAAUCCACACGAAGAAGUUGACAUGCCAGUGUUUUUCUACAUUGAUCCACAAUUUGCCCAAGAUCCUAAAAUGGAGAAUGUAGAUGAAAUCAUACUUUCGUACACGUUCUUUGAAGCCAAAGGACAAGUGAAGAUACCUAUACCAAAUUAUGCAAAGAAACAUGUAUCAUAACUGUAACGAAUAAGUUAACUUAUAAAUGAUGUACAGAAUAUUAUCGAUAAACAAAUGCUUAAUAUCUAUUUAA
Hylaeus volcanicus is the source of this 968-nucleotide messenger RNA. It is a transcript of the gene Cox11, whose product is annotated as cytochrome c oxidase assembly protein COX11, mitochondrial. Gene Ontology annotation, molecular function: copper ion binding. The record is from RefSeq and is a predicted model, not a curated record. Lineage: Eukaryota; Metazoa; Arthropoda; Insecta; Hymenoptera; Colletidae. The transcript has 3 exons. Gene Ontology annotation, cellular component: mitochondrial inner membrane. Bases 212 to 895 code for a protein of 227 amino acids.